Messenger RNA from Cryptosporidium ubiquitum, 1032 nucleotides. Its product is annotated as WD domain-containing protein. The record is from RefSeq and is a predicted model, not a curated record. Bases 1 to 1032 code for a protein of 343 amino acids. The transcript is spliced from 2 exons. Lineage: Eukaryota; Apicomplexa; Conoidasida; Eucoccidiorida; Cryptosporidiidae. Gene Ontology annotation, molecular function: protein binding.
AUGAGUGGCGGAGAUAACCGGUAUUUUGGGGUUGGUCUUUAUUGUCUUGAGGAUGCAAAAUCUCAGCACAGAAUCGGGGGAAUCAACAUUUAUGACAUUCUGUCAGUUCUGGGAACUCAUGAGGACCCGAAUUACUGCUCUGGCACUAAAGGAUUUGUAAAUUACAAGCCGAAAAUGUGCAUCAAUGCAGAAUCAGGUGUCGUUAAUUUUGAAUGGGACCCUAAAGGCAAGGACUUCAAGGGCUCAGAUUACACUCACAUUACUUGUCUUUGUUCUGACAAAAGCCUUAAACUUUUUAGAAUAGACCCAGAUUUUUCCAGCUAUAAGCUCCUUAGUUCCGUUAAGUCUGAAAGUAUAGAAAAUAACAACCAAAUAAUCGGACUAGACCUGUCUUGUAUUUGCCAUAAUAGUACCAGAAAAACCUGUUAUAGCAUUUCAGAUGGAAGAGUUUUCAUUAUUAGGGAUUCUGAAUUGAUCGAAAACGAGUUCUACGCUCAUCCAAAUACCGAAGUUUGGACUGUAUCCUUUCUUGACCAAGAAGGAAAUCUUCUGGCAACUGGAGCUGAUGAUUGCACCCUAUCUUUAUGGGACCUCAGAGUGAGCUGUAUAGAUAAACCGGUGAUCAAAAACGGGAAAUCUCACUUUAUGGGUGUAACAUGUAUCCAAAAAUCAGAUAGAAACCAUCUAUUUUGGUCUGGAAGUUAUGACGAAACCCUCAGACUUUGGGAUUCAAGGCAAAUGAAUUCUCCAAUCUAUGAGUACAAAGUCCAUGGAGGUAUUUGGAGAAUUAACCAAUUUGAAGACUAUCUUGGAAUGGCACAAUGCUACUAUGGACUUGAAUAUCUGAAAUUAGACCCCAACCUGAAGAUCGAAAAACAAUAUGUUUCACUCCCAAAUGAUUCUGAAAUUGAAUUUUCUCAUAAUUCCAUCGUAUAUGGAAUUGACACAUUCAGAAUGAACAAUACUCUUUUUGGUCUCAGCUGUAGCUUCUAUGAUAAAGCUGGACUUAUAUUCCAAAUCCUAGAAGAUUAA